Molecule: messenger RNA, 261 nt
Organism: Dovyalis caffra
Lineage: Eukaryota; Viridiplantae; Streptophyta; Magnoliopsida; Malpighiales; Salicaceae
Source: the annotation of a GenBank genome assembly
AUGAUGUUUCGGCUGAUAGAUCGGCAUGGGAAUGAGUUUCAGCGGUGUUUUAUGGCUUUAGGAGUGGGCGACUUUCAUGGAGCGACAGUUGGUUUCGACGAGGUAGAUGGUGGCUGGCGUUGCAAGUGGAUUUCGGGUGAGAAAGAGAGGGAAAAGAGGUGUUCGAGUCAACGGAUUCGGGUUGACUGGUGGAAGAGAUGGGGCGGCUUUGGUCGAGUUUUGAUGGAGAUGGCAGUUGGAGAGGUCCGCGAUGGCUGGUAG